AUGUCUAGCAUAUUCAAACCUCGCCCAGCUCGGCGGGUGGCAACGGAGACGCAGGAUGUCUGGUCGAUGAUCAACGAGGCUGCAGCUAAGUCUUCCGUUCAACCCAUAGUCAACAUGGGACAGGGAUUCUUCGGAUACAAUCCUCCAGAGUUCAUCAUCGAUGCGGCCAGAGAUGCGCUCCUGCGAGUAGACUGCAACCAGUAUGCUCCGACUAAAGGCAAGCCUAGCUUGAAAAGGGCCAUCGCAGAAAACUACUCAAAACGUCUGGGGAGGCAAAUCGAUGCCGAAACAGAAGUAACAAUCACUACGGGCGCCAACGAGGGUAUCCUGAGCGCUUUGAUGGCCUUUGUCGAGCAAGGCGAUGAGGUCAUUGUCUUUGAGCCUUUUUUUGAUCAAUACAUCAGCAAUGUUGAGAUGGCUGGCGGAGUUGUACGUUAUGUCCCUCUGCAUCCUCCAGUCCAGGGUAGUUCGGAAACAACCUCUUCCGGUGACUGGCAACUCGACAUAGAGAGCCUCAGAGCGACCAUCAAUGGACGGACCAGGAUGAUCAUUAUCAACACACCUCACAAUCCCGUCGGCAAGGUAUUUACCCAGCGCGAGCUUCAAUCGAUCACACAACUGGCCAUUCGCCACAAUAUAUUGAUAUUGAGUGAUGAGGUCUACGACAGCUCAUAUUACGCACCAAUGACACGCACAGCUGGUUUAUCCCCCGAAGUCUACAAUCUCACUCUCACCGUCUGUAGUGCAGGCAAGACCUUCUACGCAACCGGCUGGCGAGUUGGCUUCCUCAUCGGCCCUCCUCAUCUGAUCAAAUACGUCGCCGCGGCCCAUACACGCAUCUGCUACACCUCGCCAAGUCCACUGCAAGAGGCGUGCGCCGUGGGGUUCAACGACGCCGAAAAGCACGACUUCUGGAACAAGUCUCGACAGAGCAUGUUGGGCAAGAUCGACCGAUUCUGCCAAGUCUGCGACGAGCUCGGACUGCCAUACUCAAAGCCAGAAGGAGGAUAUUUUGUCAUGGUCAACUUUGCAAAAGUAAACCUGCCCGAGGGCUAUCCUUACGCCGAGAAUAUAAGAACCCGACCUCGAGAUUUCAAGCUGGCUUAUUUCCUCAUCAUGGAGCUCGGAUUGGCUGCCAUCCCACCGAGUGAGUUCUAUACGCCGCAAAACCAGCAAAGCGUGGAGAACUGGUUGCGAUUCGCGAUAUGCAAAGAGGAUGGUGUGUUGGAGGAUGCGAAGGAUCGACUGAGAAAGGUGAAGAAGUGGAUGCAGUGA
Messenger RNA from Fusarium fujikuroi IMI 58289, 1275 nucleotides. Its product is annotated as related to arylformamidase. Gene Ontology annotation, biological process: biosynthetic process. The transcript has a single exon. The coding region runs from base 1 to 1275 and encodes 424 amino acids. Gene Ontology annotation, cellular component: cytoplasm; mitochondrion. Lineage: Eukaryota; Fungi; Ascomycota; Sordariomycetes; Hypocreales; Nectriaceae. The record is from RefSeq and is a predicted model, not a curated record. Gene Ontology annotation, molecular function: L-kynurenine:2-oxoglutarate transaminase activity; pyridoxal phosphate binding.